Molecule: messenger RNA, 1137 nt
Organism: Penicillium paradoxum
Lineage: Eukaryota; Fungi; Ascomycota; Eurotiomycetes; Eurotiales; Aspergillaceae
Product: CaiB/BaiF CoA transferase family protein
Exons: 2
Coding region: 1-1137 (378 amino acids)
Molecular function (GO): catalytic activity
Source: RefSeq, a predicted model, not a curated record
AUGGCAGCUCCAUUGAAAGGAAUCAAAGUCAUCGAGCUAGCCGGCCUAGCUCCAGGCCCGUUCGCAGGCCUCCUCCUAGCUGACUACGGCGCCUCAGUCCUACGCAUAGACAGACCGGCAGCCAUCAGUAACGACCAAUUGACCCGUAACAAAACCUCCAUAACCCUCGACCUCCGCGACCCAAGCUCCAAAAAUGUCCUCCUCCGCCUCCUCACCUCCGCCGACGUCCUAAUCGACCCCUUCCGACCAGGCGUCCUCGAGCGCCUCGGCCUCUCCCCAACAGAAGUCCUGCAGAAGCACAACCCGCGUAUCAUCGUCGCCCGCAUGACCGGCUUCCGCCGCGAUGGCAAAUACAAAGACAUGGCCGGCCACGACAUAAACUACAUCGCCGUCUCAGGCGUACUAUCCAUGCUCGGGCGCGCGGGCGAAAAACCCUUCGCACCGGGUAACAUCCUCGGCGACUUCGCCGGUGGCGGUGCAGUCUGCUUCCAGGGCAUCCUGCUCGCUCUGCUUUCCCGCGCGCAUACGGGGCGCGGGCAAGUGGUUGAGGCGAAUAUGGUCGACGGCGCUGCGUAUCUAGCUACAUUCCCACGUCUAGCGCGAUAUACACCCAUGUGGUCAGAGCCCAGAGGGGAGAAUAUCCUUGAUAGUGGAUGUCCGUAUUAUGAUACGUACGAGACGAAGGAUGCCGGGCGGUAUUUUGCGAUCGGGCCUUUGGAGCCGCAGUUCUAUGCGGCGCUGCUGCGCGGAUUGGAGCUCGAUCCAAAGAGUACUCCCCGUCGCGAGGAUAAGGAGAAUUGGCCGGCGCUGAGAGAAAUCUUUACGCGUCGGUUCAAGGAGAAGACGCGUGCCGAGUGGGAGGCUGUCUUUGAUGGGACGGAUGCUUGUGCUACGCCAGUUUUGGAGCAGGGGGAGCUGGAGGAUGCGGGGUAUGAGCAGCGGCCUAUGGUGCAUCUGGCCAGUACGCCUGCAGCUCCGAUUAAGCCGGAUCAGGGCGGGUGGACUGGUGGGGGUCUUGUGUCUGGGGAUGGGGGUGUGGAUACACUCAGGGAGUGGGUUGGGUGGGAGCAGGAUAAGGACUUUACUAUCCGGGAGGAUGGGACUUUUGCGGCGGUAAAUGGGAAGUCAAAGAUUUGA